This is a messenger RNA of Lasiodiplodia theobromae, 597 nucleotides long. Its product is annotated as Class V myosin. The record is from RefSeq and is a predicted model, not a curated record. Bases 1 to 597 code for a protein of 198 amino acids. Lineage: Eukaryota; Fungi; Ascomycota; Dothideomycetes; Botryosphaeriales; Botryosphaeriaceae. The transcript has 2 exons.
AUGCUGAUCAGCGGCCGCAUUAUCGAGCUCGUUACCAACAACAAUCCUCAAGACCUCUCCACCAUCCUACGUGUGCUUCGCGUCACAUGGGCCAACUCCAUGCUGCACGGCAUCCCGAUGCCCAAGAUCCCUCGCGUACUCCAGCCGUUCAUGUGCGCGCUCGACAUUCACGGCGUGCCGACCGAAGGCCCGCUCAAGACUGCGCUUCAAGUCACCAAAUCCAUCCGCGUUCGAGGCGAUCAUCUCCCGCGCGCUCUCAAUUCCGAUGGCAACUUCCUAGGCGCUAUGAUCGCCAUGGCCACGAUGGGCGCAGUCCAGUCACCUGAACGAUGCAGAAGGUGUUUGAGGGGCAAUGGAUCCUUUGGUGCUUCCCACAACGAUUGCCGUGUGCUGCGCGUCAACGACCAAAUCCUUUUCGAUGGAGCCUGCAUUUCCUGUCUCGCUCAACAGGGCGUUCGCUGCACAUUGGCAAACCGCGAAAUCAUCGAUCUCGAAGAGGAAGACGAGGUGCAGGUCGUCGCUGGGCCAGCGGGCGGUGCUGCGGAGGACGAUGAUGACAUUCAGAUGGUUCCCAGCCCGGCUGAUGGCAUGGUCUGA